GCAUACUGAAAGCACUUUUGGGUCAUUCCAUCUAACCCUUAUGCUUGGACGUACAUAUAUGAAAUUACUAUCGAAACCUCUUUGCGUUUUCACUGCCACGUGCUGUAAGUUAGCUUGGUUUAGAGCUUGCGUCCCCGUUAUUGUAAUAUGAAUGUCUCUUUUAUAUAGAUAGUAGCAGUGAUAAGCUGCUUAGCAGGAAAGAUGUUAUCUCCAGUAGCAGCGAGAGUCGUUAGUGGCCGCUUUAGCUCUAGUGGAGGCGACAAUCCUUUCUCGCAGCAUAGGCAGUCACAUGAUGAGGAGCAGCCACUUCAUAGCAAUGAGCCUGGGAAGCGGGAGUACUCGGGUCGCUACCUGCUGACCUGCCUGAUCGGGUAUUCCCUAAGCUUCGUCGUCUUUGGCUCGCAAGUCAGCAUUCUCGGACCAACUAUAGCAGCUCUUGCCAAUAAGUUGCACGUAGAAGAGCCGGACCUCAGCCCACUCUUCACGGCCCUCGGCGUCAGCUGCAUCGUGAGCGGCACCCCAUCGGGAUGGCUCGUUGACCGGGUGCCAACGCACCGCGUGCUCGCAGGCUCUCUGCUCGUCCAGGCUGUCGGCUUCUCGCUGGUGCCCCUCAUGCCCUCCGUGUGGUCCCUCACGGCGCUCUUCUUCGCCGCCUGCUUCUCCUACAAUUUCACCAACUCGGCCGUCUUCACGGGGCUGGCCUGGAUGUUCCCCAAGCGGGCAGGUCCCGCCAUCAACAUGGUGCUCGCCAUGUUCGGGCUGGGAUCCUUCUUCAUCCCGCUGGCAGCGCAGGCCUGCAGCACCUACCUGGGCUCCCCCCUGGCGGUCUUCUACCUCACGGGCGGCCUGGCGCUCAUAGCCGCACUGCCCUUCCUCGCCCUCGCCUCGCCCACACGACCCACGGAUGCCGCGGAUCCCGCCUCCGCCGAGGGCAGCGGCAGCUGCACCACCAGCGUAACCAGCCGCCGGUCCCGGCUCCGCCCUGACGCCUCCCGCCGGCGCGCGCUGCAGCAGAGCACCACGGGUGCGGUGGUGCUGCUGGUGUUCCUCACCACGGCCGCCGAGACGGCCAUCGGCAACUGGGUGCACACGUUCAGCGUGCAGGAGGUGCCGGGCAUGGGCGAGGGAGAGGCGGCGCUGGCGAAUAGCGCGUUCUGGGGGGCGUUCACGGUUGGGCGCGUGAUUGGGGCCACCGUGUCUCACGCCACCACCCCGCUGGCGCUGCUGCUGGGCUCGCUGCCCUUCUCGCUGGCGGGGUGCGCGCUGCCGCUGCUGGCGGGCAGGGGGCGGCUCAGCAAGCAGCUGGUGCUGGCGCUGGCGGCACUCACGGGUCUGGGCAACUCCACGGGCUACGCCAACGCGGUUGCGCUGCUGGAGCGCUACCUGCCGGUGUCGGGGCUGAUCAACGGGGUGUUCGGUGCGGUGGCGGGCGGGGCGUGCAUGGUGGGGCCGGUGCUGGUGGCGGAGCUGGCCAAGUACACCAGCCUGAGGUACAUGUCCAUGCCCUGGGUGGGUCUGGUGCUGUACGCGCUGCACCUGCCCGCCAUCCUCACCGCCGCAUGGGCGGGGGGCAGGCUGCUGGCGCUGCCGCCCCCAGCGGAGGCGGAGCAGCCCUUCCUGCGCGACUGCCCCGCCGGGCCCAUGGCCGUGGGGGCGGAGGAAGAGGAGGAGGAGGUGCUGCGGCUGUUGCAGCAGCAACACCAGCAACAGGGAUUGCAGCAGCAGCAGCAGCAAGCGGAUGAUGAGCGGCAGCGGGGAGUACGACAAGUAGGUGUACGACAAGUUGGGCAACAAGAUGAGCAACAUGGGGGAGGGCAAUCCGUACCGCCCCCGCAAUUAGUAGGGGCGGGGACAGGGGCAGCAGCGGGUGCUAACGGGAAGCAGCAUCGGUGAUGGGGAUAGCGAGGGGUUCGGAGGGUGGCACCGAGCGGGGCUUGCAGCAGCGUGUUUACUUGGUUGUGUGUUGUGCGCGUUAGGGUCGGGGGCCUGAUGGUCUGAUGUGGGUGCUGUGUAAUGCCGGCUAAAGAGAGGAUUAGGAGGCGCGCAACAGUCUUCUCGCCUGAAUCGCUGGCGUUGUAUUGUACAGUCUGUGUAGCUCUUGUGUGGCUUAAUGGCUUAUGCACGGCGGUGUGUUAUCGCGCGCGCCGGUAGGGACUCGCAGCGGAGCGCGGCGGUCCUGGUUGGUGGCGUCAGGAUGCAGGUCUUGACAAAAAUGAGCUUACGUUGUAUAUGUCAACCGCGUUUCCACGCGCCCUUGUUUCUAUAAUGUGUGCGGCAGGUUGAACGGUGAUGAAGUUAUCUAUGAUACGCGGUGCGGCUAGGAAACGUCAAGCGUCAAGGGUGUUGUUGCUUGGGUGCCAGCGACGGAGGAGGAACAAUAGCUUGCUAGUGCUAGGCCAGACUGACCCCCUGUGUCUUCCACCCGAGUCAGCUGUGUGGGAACAUGUACUGCGCCCGAACAGGGCUGCUUAACAUAAAGAUUUGGGAACCCAAUUCUCGACCACGGUGGUUGGUAUGUUGCAACCUGGCUAUGCUACGCGGGCUCGGAGCCGUGACCGCAGCUGUUUGCCGGUCUGGAGGAGCAAUCUGUUUGAAUGAAUGACCGUUACAAUGGUUCCCUAAAAGGGAGGCAUCUGUUUGGCAGUUCUAAAAGCAAAUUAUGGUAGGAGAAGGAAGGAACAUAGGAUCGGCACUUGCGCAGUGUAUGCCGGCCGUACGAACAUUUCGUGCCCGCGUGCGAAGGAUCGCAAGCUUCAGACCGCAUGUGUGUCUCGUCACACCAAGAGCGGCGGCGUGUAAGGAAUCCUGACUCACAGCUAGCGUACUUUGUACCGUAUAGCUUGCUGUGGCUUGACCAACCGCCAUUUUUCUACGAUUACGUCCCUGACGUGGCGCGACUGCCUUGGACGGAUCCGAGCCUGUACGACGGAUGCAGGCUGCGCUGAGCGAUGAGAGACAACUACCCUCCUUUAAUCAAUUACGUUUGAGGAUUCUGUGGUAGCAUAAUUCAUCUGGUGUUCACGGUGUUAAUCGUGCCUAUUUAUACACGGC
Messenger RNA from Astrephomene gubernaculifera, 3051 nucleotides. The record is from the annotation of a GenBank genome assembly. Lineage: Eukaryota; Viridiplantae; Chlorophyta; Chlorophyceae; Chlamydomonadales; Astrephomenaceae.